Molecule: messenger RNA, 1995 nt
Organism: Chanos chanos (milkfish)
Lineage: Eukaryota; Metazoa; Chordata; Actinopteri; Gonorynchiformes; Chanidae
Gene: rap1gds1
Product: RAP1, GTP-GDP dissociation stimulator 1
Exons: 16
Coding region: 1-1944 (647 amino acids)
Biological process (GO): positive regulation of GTPase activity
Molecular function (GO): protein binding; guanyl-nucleotide exchange factor activity
Source: RefSeq, a predicted model, not a curated record
AUGAAGGUGGCGUUGGUGGUUCACGUCUCCGGGCAGGAUCCAUCUGUAAAAGAAGAGAAAUCCAGUCGACAGACACGACGCAGCCUCUUGGUGAACGUUCAUUUUCUACAGAAAGUGCUGGAAGACAACCUAAACGAAGCCCUGAAGACACUGAAGCUCUCCUCGGCGGACAGCGCUUCAGACAGUGUGGAAGGCUGCCUGGACUGCCUUUUAAAAGCUUUGGCCCAGAACAAUGCAGAGGCCAGUGAAAAGAUUCAAGAGAUGGGAGCUCUCCCUCUUCUCCCAUCUCUGUUGUCCACACAGUCUCCUUGCACACCUAAAGUAGCCAACAUCAUAGCUGAAGUGGCCAAAAAUGAGUUCAUGAGGAGCCCAUGUGUUGAGGCUGGCCUCAUUCCUCCUCUGGUGCAGCUGCUCAACAGUAAGGACCAGGAAGUACUGCUCCAGACCGGCCGAGCCCUGGGCAACAUCUGCUACGAUAGCCAUGAGGGCAGGCGUGCAGUUGACGAAGCAGGAGGUGCACAGAUAGUAGCUGAGCUCAUAAAGUCAAUGGCCCAUAAUUGUGAGCCAGCCAAUGGGAAGCUCUUGACUGUCUUUUGUGGCAUGCUGAUGAACUAUAGCAAUGAUAAUGACUCCUUACAAGCACAGUUGAUUAACAUGGGCGUGAUCCCCACACUGGUCAAACUGUUGGGCAUCCACUCGGAGAACACGGCCCUCACCGAGAUGUGUCUCAUCGCCUUUGGCAACCUGGCCGAGCUGGAAUCCAGCAAGGAGCAGUUUGCCGCCACGAAUAUCGCGGAGGAGCUCGUGCGACUCUUCCGGAAGCAGGUGGAACAUGAGAAAAAGGAGAUGAUCUUCGAAGUCCUUGCUCCUCUGGCUGAAAAUGAUGUGAUUAAGCUACAGCUGGUGGAGGCAGGGCUGGUGGAGUGUUUGCUGGAGGUGGUGGCACAGACAGUAGACAGCGACAGAGAGGAAGACGUCGCUCAACUCAAGACCGCCUCUGACCUCAUGGUGCUCCUACUGCUGGGAGAUGAGUCCAUGCAAAAACUGUUUGAGGGAGGGAAAGGAAGCGUGUUCCAGAGAGUCCUCUCCUGGGUGCCCUCCAAUAACCACCAGCUCCAGCUGGCAGGCGCGCUGGCCAUUGCCAACUUUGCCCGUAACGAUGGGAACUGUAUCCAUAUGGUAGACACUGGUAUUGUGCAGAAACUUCUGGAACUGCUGGACAGGCAUGUCGAGGAGGGUAACGUCACAGUACAGCACGCGGCCCUCAGUGCUUUGAGGAACCUAGCUAUCCCAGUUGUGAAUAAAUCGAAGAUGCUCGCGGCCGGCGUGUCCGACGUCGUCCUGAAGUUCCUCCAGUCGGAAAUGCCGCCAGUGCAGUUCAAACUCCUGGGCACAUUACGGAUGCUCAUCGAUACACAAGCGGACGCUGCUGACCAAUUGGGGACGAAUGUGAAAUUGGUGGAGAGACUGGUGGAAUGGUGUGAGGCCAAAGAUCAUGCCGGUGUGAUGGGGGAGUCCAACCGCCUUCUCUCUGCCCUCAUCCGACACAGCAAGUCAAAGGACGUGGUUAGAACAGUUAUCCAGAGUGGUGGCGUGAAACACUUGGUAACCAUGGCAACCAGCGAGCACAUGAUCAUGCAGAAUGAAGCGCUGGUGGCACUGGGUCUCAUCGCCGCCUUGGACCUGGAUGCUGCAGAGAAAGAUUUCGUUGGAGCCAAUUUAGUACAAGUUCUGCACAAACUACUGUCUGACGAGAGGAGCGCGCCUGAGAUUAAAUACAACUCUAUGAUUCUGAUCUGUGCCGUAAUGGGCUCAGAGCCGCUCCACAAAGAGGUCCAGAGCCUGGCUUUCAUCGACGUGGUGUCCAAGCUACGCUCUCACGAGAACAAAACGGUGGCCCACCAAGCGUCGCUGACAGAGCAGAGGCUAACGGCGCAGAGCUAAAAGACUCUUGACAACCUCAAACCCCAAACCCCACCCCCCACCCCAGCUUGC